This is a messenger RNA of Ascochyta rabiei, 288 nucleotides long. RefSeq lists its product as uncharacterized. The transcript is spliced from 2 exons. NCBI's taxonomy places the organism in Eukaryota, Fungi, Ascomycota, Dothideomycetes, Pleosporales, Didymellaceae. Bases 1 to 288 code for a protein of 95 amino acids. The record is from RefSeq and is a predicted model, not a curated record.
AUGGGCGCAUUCAACCUCGUUCCUCUUGCGGUCCUCUUCCUGGUCGUUGGAGGCGUAGGCUGGGUUGGCUACCAGAUCUACCUCUACUCCAACGAGCUUGCCGAGCGCGGCGUCCGCAAGAUGGAGAAGAAGAACGUUGUCUUCACCAAAGACGGCGCGAGAGUCGGCGUCAAGGAAGUCAGCGCGGAGCAGUAUGCGGACAAGACACAGAAAGCGUUUGUCAAGACGUGGAAUGCUGCGCAGGACAGUCCGCAGACAGGAAACUCUGUCAGGACGCGGAGGGCUUGA